Molecule: messenger RNA, 1666 nt
Organism: Cajanus cajan (pigeon pea)
Lineage: Eukaryota; Viridiplantae; Streptophyta; Magnoliopsida; Fabales; Fabaceae
Source: RefSeq, a predicted model, not a curated record
UGCUUGGGUCCUUGAAUCUUGAUUGAGGUUGUGUAAUACUUAUUUAAUUAUUUAAACAUUUAAGGUUAGAGAAGUUGUGUGUUAGUCCUCUGAAUUAAUGGUGAUGAAUUUAUGUGUCGCGGCUUCAGAUGUAGUUUCAGGGUUGCUGAUUGGAAUACAGCAUUUAAUUUUUCUUCUGAUUUGGGCUUUGUGUCUUCUUGCAUUGUGAAGACUAAAGAACGAUUCAUGGCCACAACCCGUAACUAACACAGCAUGGCAGACAUGGAAGAACGAUUGGAGACCAAGCUGUCAGCACAGAUUGAUAAACAGAUAAUGCAACUUGCAGGCACGAUUCAAGAUUCCUUAUCUGAAGCAUUAUCACAGAAGAUGGAAGACCUAUUCAAGACCCGGUUUGAUUCAGGAAGUCACUCACCUUCCGUUAGCAAAAAUUCUAAUGGUGCCAGAGGCUCAAAUCAAUAUUCUUGUGGGACACGACUUGCAAGAAUUGAUUUUCCGAGGUUCAACGGUGAAAACAUCAAUCAAUGGAUGUACCAAUGCGAAAAUUGUUUCUUGAUUGAUGCCACACCUGAGGAUGUAAAGGUCUGGUUAGCAAUUGUUCACCUUGAAGGCAAAGCUUUACAGUGGCACACGGCAAUUUCCAAGAAUUUGGCAAAUCAACAACCGUCUUGGGAGGAGUAUACGAAGAUGUUGCAGGACCGAUUUGGAGAUGUUUGCGAUGAUCCCAUGGCAGAACUUAUGAAGUUAAGACAGGAGAAAGGGGUCAGCGAAUAUCAUGAGGCCUUCGAUGCAAUAAUUUCCAGAUUAGACUUUACAAAGGAGUACCGGCUAAGUUGCUUUUUGGGAGGACUCAAACACGAAAUCCAAAUGAUGGUACGCAUGUUUAGACCUGACAGUGUUCGGAGAGCAUUCUCAUUGGCAAAGAUGUAUGAGGCUUCCCAACCCCAGGGACCGGUGGCAAUUGCCUCAAAACCCUUCUCUUUGAAUUCAAGAAACAACAAGAACGUUAUGAAUUCAAGACCAUUGCUGCCCACAUCAACAGACCAAGUCAAGUAUAAUCAGCCAGAAUUCACCUCGAAUAAAGCAAAGCCUUACAGAAAUCUGACUCCAACCUACAUGGCUGAUAGGAGAUCAAAAGGACUGUGUUACUUCUGUGAUGAACCAUACUCACAGGCGCAUAACCUUACACACAAGAAGCUACAACUACAUGUUAUUGAAGUGGAAGAAGCAUCGAUUGACCCACCAUUCGAAGAAGAACUGCCUGAUUCAGACUCAGCUGACAUGGGUGAACCACAAAUUUCGGUACAUGCCUUGACAGGCAUCCCCAACUUCAAAAUUAUGUGAAUUACUGGUUACUACAACAAGAAACCCUUGCAUAUUCUUAUAGACAGUGGCAGUACACACAACUUCCUGGACGUCCACAUUGCCAAGAAGUUAGGUUGUCGAAUAGACAAUUUGGAGCCUAUGCAUGUUAUGGUAGCAGACGGCAGCAAGUUAAAUAUAGAUGGGUGGUCAAAGAUUUUAAAUGGACAAUACAACAAACAAUGUUUACAUCGGACAUGAUGUUAUUAUCGCUGGGAUGCUGUGAUUUAGUCUUGGGGAAUUGAAUGGCUUAUAACCUUGGUUGACAUCACAUGCAACUUUGAUAAAUUAAGUAUGCAGUUUUAUG